AUGCCUAAGAAGAAGACAGGUCAGAGAAAAAAAGCUGAAAAACAGCGCGAGCUGCAGAAGAAAAUUCGGAGUGGAGAGAGGCCUCUCGCAGAGCAUCCAUGCAACACACAAAUGCAAUGUGAUCAAUGCCUUCGUGAUCAAAAAAGCCGAGCUUUCUGCUAUUUCUGUGCCUCCAUUUCCAAACUGCCCUCUUGUGCUCAGUGCGGUAAACAAAAAUGUAUGGCGAAAACAGGAGAUUGUGUCAUAAAACAUCCAGGAAAAUUCACUACA
Ostertagia ostertagi is the source of this 270-nucleotide messenger RNA. The record is from the annotation of a GenBank genome assembly. NCBI's taxonomy places the organism in Eukaryota, Metazoa, Nematoda, Chromadorea, Rhabditida, Trichostrongylidae.